This is a messenger RNA of Serendipita indica DSM 11827, 2043 nucleotides long. Lineage: Eukaryota; Fungi; Basidiomycota; Agaricomycetes; Sebacinales; Serendipitaceae. The record is from the annotation of a GenBank genome assembly.
AUGUCACCAACGACGCUCAAUAUUCUCCAUUUCAAUGACGUAUACAGAGUGGGGAAACAAAAUGUGGAAGGAGGCACGAUCGACGUUGCGCAGUGGGCUCAACUCGUCGACGACUGUCGAAGUGCAUGGCCAGAUCGAGCAGAUGGGGAGAAAGAUGGCCUAUUCUUGUUCUCUGGAGAUGUAUUCAGUCCGAGUAUUGAGAGUUCUGUGACGCGAGGAAGUCAUAUGGUUCCGAUCAUGAAUGCGCUCAAGAUCGACUGUGCUGUUGCUGGGAAUCAUGAUUUUGAUUGGUCUGCACCGCACUUUCUCAAUCUCCCAUGGCUCCUGAGCAACAUUAUCGACGAAGAUAAAGGCGAUUUACCUAACGGCCUGCAUGCUUUCCAAGUAUUCGAACGUUGCGGUGCGCGGAUAGGUCUGAUCGGCUUGGUCGAAGAAGAUUGGAUUAAGACCAUCUCCUCAUGGCCUCCCAAUUACAAAUACAAGGACAUGAAGACAGUAGCACUCGAUCUCUCCAAGCAACUGCGGGAUCCCGAUGGCCCGCAUAAGUGUGAUAUUAUCAUCGCACUUACUCAUAGCCGGCUACCAAACGAUAUUCAACUGGCCAAGGAUCUCCACGCACGGAUUGGUUCAGGUGUCGUCUCCGAACACGGCUGCGAUAUCAUCCUUGGAGGUCAUGAUCAUUUCUACUACGUCUCCAAGUUUGUUCAAGAUGCAACGCCGGAGACUUGGAAAGGGUACGAUAUGACGCAGUCUUUCCUCGGUGCUGAGGAGGACGAUGGGGUACUGGUGAUCAAGAGCGGGACAGACUUUCGCGAUCUGAGUGAGAUCCAUCUCGAGCUCGAGGAUGCACCAGAAGGAAGUAUCAGACGAAAGUACAUAUCCGCAGUACACGGGAGUCGACAUACGACUCAACCAAACUCACAGGCAUCAGAAAAGGUGACCGGGUUGCUGAAGACGUUGGUCGGACAUAUCGAAGAAUCCCUUUCAAGGCCAGUGUGUAAAUUGGAUGCCGUACUAGAUUGCCACUCGGAUGUAGUAAGAAUAGGCGAGUCUGCUUCUGGGAAUUGGUUUGCAGAUGUCAUAUUUCACGCCUACGACGAUGCAUUGUGCAUCAAAGGUGUCGGUGGCACGGAUGCGCUCAAAUGCCACAGAGGAACAAUUCGAGGAGACUCUUCAUAUGGUCCCGGAAACUUUACGGUUGGGAAUAUCAUGGAGAUAUUGCCUUUUCAAGACCCGAUCAUCGUGUUGCAAAUGGACGGUCAGACGAUUUGGACUGCUUUGGAGAGUUCCUUGUCCGCAUGGCCAGCACAAGAGGGUCGCUUUCCUGUAGUUUCGGGACUACAAGUCGAAUGGGACUCCAGCAAACCCAAGGGCCAACGCGUUUUGAGCGUUGAACUCCUGCAAGAAGCUCAAUCUGACGACGUUUCCGAAGGGUCGCAAACUCCGAACCUGAAAACUACGACCAUUCCGGUGAAGAACGAAAAGGGAGGUCGGAUGUACAAUGUCAUUACACGUCAGUACAUGGCGCAAGGGUUCGAUGGCUACGACGCAUUCAAAGGAUGCAAAAUGCUUGUAGACGAUGAGAAUGGAAGAAUUAUGUCGGACCUGAUUCGGCACUAUUUACUUGGAUACCAAUAUAUUAACAUGAUGAAAGGUCUUACCGCAGAACAAACGCCCAGCUGUCUCUCUGCACAAAGCUCUCAAUUGAUUGCUACCGAGCAGAAGAAACACACCGACGGAACAGCAAAACACGGGAAAGCGCGCUGGACGCAGAUUGUUCGGAAGAAAGUCAUCAAAACAUCGGCGAGAGAUGCGUCCAAUCGCUACCGCAUUGCCGGGGCAGAGCACAUGUCUGGUAUAGACUGCGUUGACGGCGCUAAGAUUCGCAGUGCCGGGAAUCCCAGUAACAAAGAUAACUCGCAAGAUAUGAGUUCAUCCUUGUCACCGCCAUGGACAAGUGUGCUGGAAAGCGACUUGGUUGUGGUUUCGCCACGGAUUGACGGGAGACUGAAGGACGUGGCGAGAGCACAAGUGUCGACAUAA